AUGAGAGGAGGUAGCCUAAGCAGCCUAGCACAGGCAAAUACACUCGCAUCCUCGUCCAAGCCCAAAAAGGGGAACAAACGGGCCAGAAUUGCCUCGUCCGCGGCCUCCACCUCAGACGCUCCCAAGGCGAAGAAAGACCGUCUGACGGCCGAGUCGCUGCAAUGGCGUACGCUCAACCCGGCAUCGUUUUCGGGCUUCGAUGAUGGUGGAGGAAUGAUGAUGCUGGAGGAGCUGGACGAUGUGGGUGUGGAGUGGGAGACGGCGGAAGGUGGAAUGAAGGUCGCGCGGUUUGUGGCCGCGGAAGGCAAGAAAGGAAAAGGCAAGGCGAAGGCUGUUGAGCCGGCAGUGGUGGAUGAGGAGGAGGUAUGGGGAGGUAUCCCAGACGACGCCGUUCCCGAGGCGGAUGAAGCAGAAGGGAGCGGUUCUGAGGACGGAGCCGACCUCCCUGAGUUCAGCAGGGUGGAGAAGGAGGACCUGGACGAGGAAGAUGAGGAGGAAACAGAGGCAGCAGAGCCAUUCGAUGAUGCCCUUCUGCCCGCCUGGUCCGAAAUCUCCUUACAUCCCCGCAUCAAGCGGGCCCUUCUCGCCCUCGGUUUCGUAUCGCCUACAGGCAUUCAAGGCCGUGCUCUCCCUUCAGGUCUAAGCGGCCGAGACGUUGUCGGCGUUGCUGAGACCGGUUCCGGUAAAACCCUCGCCUACUCCCUUCCUAUCCUCUCACACCUCCUUCUCUCGCCCACUCCGUCGAAGUCCACCCGUCGCCCGCUAUCCGCCCUCAUCGUCUGCCCAACAAGAGAGCUUGCGCUUCAAGUGGUAGACCACCUCCAAAAGGUCGUAGCGCACCUGAUGGACGACGAGGAGCGCGCACAGGCAAAGAAGCACAACAAGCCCCCACGAGUCAGUAUAGGGAGUGUUAUUGGUGGUCUGAGCGCGCAUAAGCAGAAGAGGAUCGUAGAUCGGGGCGCGGAUAUCCUGGUUGCUACGCCAGGACGAUUGUGGGACCUGAUCAAGUCGGAUGAGGAUCUUGCUACUGGCGUAAGAACCCUCAAGUUCUUGAUUAUUGACGAAGCGGACCGUAUGAUCGAGAAUGGGCACUUCGCCGAACUGGAGAACAUCGUUCGUCUGACUCAAAGGCAGGGAGCCUCUACAGCCGGGCCAGACGACGACGACCCCGUCUUCGCAGCCGCCAACUCUGACUCUGCGCCCGAAUCCCGCCCUCGGGAAGACAUGCAGACUUUCGUCUUCUCCGCGACGCUCUCGAAAGACCUGCAGCAAAACUUGAAGCGGAAACAGCGGAAACCGAAGAAUGGAACCAAGCGGGCUUCAGCAUUGGAGGACCUGGUGGAUCGGCUGGACUUUAGAGAUGCGAAUCCCGAAGUUAUCGAUCUGAGUCCGGAAGGAGGUGUCGUUGCUACGCUGAGGGAGAGUAUGGUCGAGUGUGUCGUUACAGACAAGGAUCUCUACCUUUACUACUUCCUCCUUCGCUACCCCGGCCGAACGAUGGUCUUCACCGGCAGCAUCGACGGUAUUCGCCGACUCAUCCCCUUGUUCGAGAUGUUGCAGAUGCCGGUGUACCCCUUGCACUCGCAGUUGCAGCAAAAGCAGCGACUGAAGAAUCUUGACCGAUUCAAAGAAGCCAAAUCCGCCGUUCUCAUAGCCACCGACGUCGCUUCGCGCGGUCUCGACAUUCCCAACGUUGACCACGUCGUCCACUUCAACUUGCCCCGCACGGCAGACGCCUAUAUCCACCGGAGUGGACGUACGGCGCGUGCCCAGAACCCGGGGUUUGCGUUGCAGAUUGUUAGUGCGGAGGAGAGGGGGAUGCAGCGGAGUUUGAUGAGGAGUUUGGGAAGGACUGUGGAACUACCCGAACUACCUAUCGAAAGUGGCUUCCUUCCCAAACUAAAAGAACGUCUUCGCGUCGCUCAGGCGAUCGAGAAGGCGCAACACGAAGUCAAGAAAGAGACGCACGAUCGGAAUUGGCUCAAGGAGGCUGCCGAGGCGAUGGAUAUCGAUCUGGACGAUGAUAUGCUGGACGACGGCGAACUGACAUUCGACCGACCCCAUAUCCGGCCUCAACAUCGCCGAAAAGGAAAUCGGACCGAAUCGGUCGCUAAUCUCAAAGCGGAGCUCAAGCACCUGAUGAAGGAGCCGCUUGUCGCCAGGGGCGUAUCGGCGAGGUAUCCUACCGGAGGGAGCAAGGUCAUCAUUGAUGAUCUCGUCAGAGCUUCCGGCCACGAAACAUUGCUCGGUGCACCAACUGCGAAAGCAUGGGAUGAGCCGCAAAAGAAGGGCAAGAAGAUCGUUUCGGGGAAUAAGCGGAAACGGCCCGCUGCGACCGCCGCUGCUGCUUAG
This is a messenger RNA of Dioszegia hungarica, 2352 nucleotides long. RefSeq names its product P-loop containing nucleoside triphosphate hydrolase protein. The record is from RefSeq and is a predicted model, not a curated record. Bases 1 to 2352 code for a protein of 783 amino acids. Gene Ontology annotation, cellular component: nucleolus. The transcript is spliced from 12 exons. Gene Ontology annotation, molecular function: RNA helicase activity; nucleic acid binding; ATP binding. NCBI's taxonomy places the organism in Eukaryota, Fungi, Basidiomycota, Tremellomycetes, Tremellales, Bulleribasidiaceae.